This is a messenger RNA of Myxocyprinus asiaticus (Chinese sucker), 4054 nucleotides long. RefSeq names its product solute carrier family 35 member E2A-like. The transcript has 9 exons. NCBI's taxonomy places the organism in Eukaryota, Metazoa, Chordata, Actinopteri, Cypriniformes, Catostomidae. The coding region runs from base 1702 to 2856 and encodes 384 amino acids. Gene Ontology annotation, molecular function: antiporter activity. The record is from RefSeq and is a predicted model, not a curated record. Gene Ontology annotation, cellular component: Golgi apparatus.
AAAAUACAAAUCAAAACUCUCAUGACAGUGAAGAAUAAACAACUGAAAACAAAACAGAAUCUAGAACGACUGAAACUGGAAACAGACCAGAACACACUGACAGUGUUGCAACACAGCAAAACAAUCCAACCAAGACAGAACAACAAAGGUGAGAAUAUAUAGGAGCUGGUAAUUGGAGGCAGGUGCCGCUGGUGACGAGCUGGGUGUAGAAACAAUCAGUCGUCCUGGCAACAGAGCUGACGUUCUCCACAUGGCACCUGCAAAGCACAAGAGGGAGAGAGAAAGGGAAACACAGACACACACACCAACACAAGACAGACAAAAGGGACUGUCCAGCCCAGACUGUGACAAUAUGAUCAUUUUCCACCCUGCUUUUGGGCCUUUGUCUGAAACACUCAGUUUUGGACUAAGCACCUCCUGAAAUGCCCACUGUUAUGAUUGGCUAACAUCGUGCAGCCCCUCAAAUUCAGCAAACUCAAUCGGAAUAGAAACCUCACAUUACAAAACAAAAUUGCAGGGUUUACACAUAACACACAUCCAACACAUUGCAUCUGAAUAUAUUAAACUGUACAUCUCAAGCCUAACAGCUAACACACAGCACCAUAAACUAUCAAACAGUCAUGACAUUUGAAAUAUUCUUGAAUGAAAUGGUUUACUUAUGUUUUUGAAGUGUUUUUAACUGCCCCAUCCUUCAAUAACAGUUCCUUUGCAAAGCUUGAAUCGCAUUAUGACUGGUUUACACGCUGACAUGAGCCGGAAAAAAAAUGAACACAUCAUAGUCCAAAGAACGGUGAAAUUACACACACACACAUACUGAAGGCGCACUGAGGUGGAUAUCACUGGAAACAUACAGAAACGGUCAAAGACGUUUGUAGAGCUGAGGAGGGCGGGGCCGGGCUGGAAUGAGACACACCCGGUCCCCAAUCAGCCUGAUGGGGCGCACGAGGGAUAAAGGCGGCCGGGGACGACAGUUCGAGAGAGAGAGAAUUGCAGGCAGCUGUACUGUGUGUUUUUGGUUGUGUGUUUUGUUUAAAUUGUUUAUUAAAUUAUUAUUUAUAUUAUUAAGCCGGUUCUCGCCUCCUCCUUUCCACUAAACCCCCUUACACUGGUGCCGAAACCCGGGAAGGAGGAGGGAUUCCUGUUGCAAAGUCCUCGACACCCAGGGGAGCGCCGCUGCCGUCCGACAGGGGACGGAGUAGCCCGACCACCCGGACGCGGGGAACGGCCACCGUCCACGAGGCGAGUGGGGACGGGACUCCCCGACCGCCUGGAGCGGAGGAGUGCCCUGCCAUCCCCCGGGAACGCGGAGGGUUGAGAGAAGACCGCCGUCCGCGGGGGGAGGAGGGAAGCGACUCCCCGACUGCCUGGAAUGGUAGGGCCGCUGCCAGGGGUGGAGGAGAGUCCCCACGGGACGCCAGGAAUGCGGAGGGGCGUUCUGUCCGCUGGGGGUCGGAGGUCUGACUCCGGUCCGCCUGGGGAGGAGCGGCUGCAGUCCGCCUGAGAGGGUGGAGUAGUGAUCGGGGACCAUGCGAUGGCGCAUCAGAGAACUGAUGUGCUUCAGUCUGAACUAACUGAACGUCUUUUACCAUGUGGGCCUGCAGUGUACUGUAGUAUGGAGUGAACUCUCAAGUCAUUCACUGGUUUAUUACCCCUGGAGUUUGCCCCACUGGAUGGUUGGAGGUGCCACCCCCUUCCUGCACCAUGACCGUCAACAGUCGCUCAGGGAAAUCCAAUCCGUUCUGGCCUUUUCCCAGCUUCUGGACACGGCAGGAGCGAGUGACGUUUUCUCGGAGCGAGAGUAUGCCCGGUGAGCCCGUCCUGAAGAUCACCAUCACAGAGACGACGGUGAUCGAAGAUGACUCGGGUGUGUGGAGCUCCCGGGCUCUGGUGUACCUGGUGCUGUGGUACUUCUUCAGUUUCUGUACGCUCUUCCUGAACAAAUACAUCCUCUCUCUGCUGGAGGGGGAGCCGAGCAUGCUCGGUGCCAUUCAGAUGCUGACCACUACUGUCAUCGGCUCUGUUAAAAUGUGUGUGCCUUGCCCGCUGUUCCAGCACAAAUCCCGUGCUGAAUAUCCCCCCAACUUCCUUAUGAUCAUGCUGUUCGUGGGACUGAUGAGGUUUACGACUGUGGUGUUGGGUUUAGUCAGCCUGAAGAAUAUAGCAGUAUCUUUCGCUGAGACGGUGAAGAGUUCUGCGCCCAUCUUCACUGUAAUCAUGUCACGACUCAUACUGGGAGAAUAUACAGGUUUCUGGGUGAAUUUGUCUCUGCUUCCUGUAAUGGCAGGUCUGGCUCUCUGUACAGCCACUGAAAUCAGUUUCAACAUGCUGGGCUUCUCCGCAGCCCUCUCCACCAACAUUAUGGACUGCUUACAGAAUGUGUUUUCUAAGAAACUGUUGAGUGGGGACAAAUAUAAAUUCAGUCCUCCAGAGCUUCAGUUCUACACCAGUGCUGCUGCUGUCGUCAUGCUCAUUCCCACCUGGGUCUUCCCCAUGGACAUUCCUGGGCUUAGGAAGAGUGAGCAAAACUUCAGGAUGUCUCAGGAUGUUGUGUUGCUACUGUUGUUUGAUGGCACCCUGUUCCACUUACAGAGCGUCACUGCAUAUGCACUCAUGGGCCGCAUCUCCCCGGUCACUUUCAGUGUUGCGAGCACAGUGAAACACGCUCUGUCCAUCUGGCUGAGCAUCAUUGUGUUCAGUAACUCCAUCACGGUCGUGUCUACGGUGGGGACGGUCAUGGUGUUUGCGGGCGUUCUGCUUUAUAACAAAGCAAAACAGAUGCAGAGAGAUGCUCUCAUCCAGUCAGCAGAAUCGGAGCAGAAACCCCUGACCCAGGAUUGUUUUACCUCUACCAAAUAAACUGAAAAGCCGCAUGUUUUAUUAUAUUGCUUAACUGAAUGUCGCCAUCUUUAUUGAGCUCUUUUGAGUUAAAUUCUAUGAUUUCACAUUCCAUCAUUUUCUUGACAAAGCAAAGAAUGUAUUUUGUGUCUCUUACAGUCCUGUGUAACAGAACUUUGUGUAAUUAUUGUAGCAAACCACAAUCUUUGUCCAUCAUUGUGUUUUUCUCAAUUAAUCAUGAUUUACUGUAGCCACAGGAAUUGUUGUAGAAAGUGAAUGAUUUUUCAUGAAUAUAUUUGUUUUCUUGUUUUUCAUUGCUCAGGCGUCAUGUCACUUAUUUUGGCUUAGAAAAUUGGAGCUAAUUUUGUCAUGUUUCAUUUUCUGAAAUUUUAGGAUUAUGUCCAGAGUACCAAAGUGUAUGUGAUCUUUCACUGUUGGGUUUUUUCUUUUUCUUCUUGUAUCCAAAUGUCUUUAGAGGGUUACACUGUAAAAACAGACCAGAUCAGAUAUGACAAAUACUUGCUGAAACUGGUCAAAGAAUAUUGCAUGUCUAAAGCAAUGAUUACAUACUGGUUCAUAAAUUUAUUCUGAUUAACUGUGGUGGGAUGUGCAAGAUUAAAUAUGUUUUAAUAAUGUAAAAUAACCACUAAAGGUAAUUGUCUGUAUAUGUGUGCAUUAGUCCAACACAUAUUUUCAUUUAAAUAAAUUUUGUAUUUCGCUAUUAAAUGUUUAAAGUGCAACAUCUGUGAAUUUCCAUGUGUUUAGCCUAAAAAACAUUUUGUCUCAUUCAGAAGGGAUUUGUGAGGCAAACAAAUUGUUUUAAUGCUUUGGAAUUUUCCACAUUUUCUUACAAAGUGCAGUUGACCCAUGCACAAACAUUCACGUUCCUGUGUUAUAAAGUGGGCUGAUUUAACAAAACCCAGCCCUACUCUCAUCUCAUUUAAAAUGGCCUUUGUGCAGAAGAUGCUGAAUAACGGCAGCAUUCUGUUGCCUUACAUACACUGCUGAAUAUGGGUCACACAGCUCAGGGCGUUCCUACAAGUUCAUGCGUGACUGUGUGAAAGUUAAAUGACUGCUCGUUAUAAUGUUUACAUUAGGUUGUUAUGUCUCUCUGCACAUUUUAUUGUUCCAUGUUUGACAGUUUGUUGUGAUGAUGUGGGUUCACUUGUGAUCUGGUUCGUGCUAUAUUUGGUUACAGACCAAUAAAAUGUAUUUGAUA